Messenger RNA from Vicia faba (fava bean), 2271 nucleotides. Lineage: Eukaryota; Viridiplantae; Streptophyta; Magnoliopsida; Fabales; Fabaceae. The record is from the annotation of a GenBank genome assembly.
AUGGUUCGCUUCUCCAGGUCCUCCGCACACCGUCUCCUCUACGCACUAUGCUCCUCCACCACCACAGUCUCUCCAUCCCCAACCGGCUCCCUCAUCGGUGGCACUUUCCACCUCCGACACUUCUCAGCCGGGAACGUGGCACGUGCCAAGGCGGCGUCAGUUAACAAGGAGCCUUGGUGGGUGGAGUCUAUGGAAAUGAUUCGCAACAUCGGUAUCUCGGCGCACAUCGAUUCCGGGAAGACGACUUUGACGGAGCGGGUGCUGUUUUACACCGGUCGGAUCCACGAGAUCCAUGAGGUGAGAGGGAAGGAUGGCGUUGGUGCCAAGAUGGAUUCCAUGGCGUUGGAGAGAGAGAAGGGAAUCACUAUUCAGUCUGCUGCUACUCAUUGUACAUGGAAGGACUAUAAGAUCAACAUAAUUGACACACCUGGUCAUGUUGAUUUCACCAUUGAGGUUGAGAGGGCUUUGCGUGUCCUUGAUGGUGCCAUUCUUGUGUUUUGUAGCGUUGGUGGGGUGCAAAGUCAGUCCAUUACCGUUGAUCGGCAAAUGAGAAGAUAUGAGGUUCCUAGACUUGCAUUUAUUAACAAGCUUGAUCGAAUGGGAGCAGAUCCAUGGAAAGUAAUAAAUCAGGCUAGAUCUAAGCUUCGGCAUCAUAAUGCUGCAGUUCAAGUUCCAAUAGGUUUGGAAGAUGAUUUCAAGGGACUUGUUGAUCUUGUGAAGCUAAAGGCCUAUUAUUUUCAUGGUUCAAAUGGCGAAAAAAUUGUCAUUGAAGAGGUGCCUUCAGAUAUGGAAACCUUGGUGUCUGAAAAAAGACGUGAACUAAUAGAAACCGUGUCAGAGGUUGAUGAUAUACUUGCUGAAGCGUUUCUGAGUGAUGAACCCAUUUCAGAUGCUGAUCUUGAGGGAGCAAUUCGUAGGGCUACCAUAGCACAGAAAUUUAUACCGGUAUUCAUGGGUAGUGCUUUCAAAAACAAGGGAGUACAGUCACUUCUGGAUGGAGUACUUGGUUAUUUGCCAUGUCCAAUUGAAGUUAGUAAUAAUGCUCUUGACCAAUCUAAGAACGAGGAGAAGAUUGAGCUGACUGGAAGUCCUGAUGGGCCCCUUGUAGCAUUGGCUUUCAAAUUGGAGGAAAAUAAGUUUGGUCAGUUAUCAUAUCUAAGAAUUUAUGAGGGCGUCAUUCGGAAGGGGGAUUUUGUGAUUAAUGUUAACUCUGGCAAGAAGACCAAGAUUUCUCGCUUGGGUCGGAUGCAUUCUAAUGAAUUGCAGGAGAUUCAGGAGGCCCAUGCUGGCGAAAUAAUUGCUGUAUUCGGUGUUGAUUGUGCAUCAGGAGAUACUUUUACUGAUGGGUCCGUUAAAUACACAAUGACUUCUAUGAAUGUUCCUGAGCCCGUGAUGUCUUUAGCUGUACAGCCUGUCUCAAAAGAUUCUGGAGGGCAAUUUUCAAAAGCUUUGAACCGCUUCCAAAGAGAGGAUCCUACUUUCCGUGUUGGCUUGGACCCAGAAAGUGGGCAGACAAUCAUUUCUGGAAUGGGAGAACUGCACUUAGAUAUCUAUGUUGAACGCAUUAAGAGGGAGUACAAGGUUGAUGCUACAGUUGGAAAGCCCCGUGUGAACUUCAGAGAAACUGUUACUCAACGUGCUGAAUUUGAUUAUUUACAUAAGAAGCAAUCCGGAGGGCAAGGACAAUAUGGACGGGUGAUUGGGUAUAUUGAACCACUUCCUGCCGAGUCUGGAACUAAGUUUGAAUUUGAAAACAUGCUUGUUGGCCAAGCUGUUCCAUCAAAUUUUAUCCCUGCAAUUGAGAAAGGUUUUAGAGAAGCAGCCAACUCUGGUGCCUUAAUUGGACAUCCAGUUGAAAAUCUCCGAGUUGUCUUGACAGAUGGUGCUGCUCAUGCUGUUGAUUCCAGCGAACUUGCCUUUAAGAUGGCUUCUAUCUACGCUUUUAGACAGUGUUACACAGCUUCCAGACCAGUUAUAUUAGAACCUGUAAUGCUUGUUGAGCUGAAAGUACCAACAGAAUUUCAAGGAGCUGUUGCUGGUGACCUCAACAAGAGAAAAGGUCUGAUUGUUGGCAAUGAUCAGGAUGGGGAUGAUUCUGUCCUUACAGCUCAUGUCCCUCUUAACAAUAUGUUUGGGUAUUCUACAGCUCUUCGUUCCAUGACACAGGGAAAGGGUGAAUUCACAAUGGAAUAUAAGCAACAUGCACCGGUUUCUCAUGAUGUACAAAUCCAACUCAUAAACGCAUACAAGGGCACUCAGGCGGCUGAAUGA